Molecule: messenger RNA, 5976 nt
Organism: Osmia lignaria (orchard mason bee)
Lineage: Eukaryota; Metazoa; Arthropoda; Insecta; Hymenoptera; Megachilidae
Gene: GluClalpha
Product: glycine receptor alpha 1
Biological process (GO): monoatomic ion transmembrane transport
Cellular component (GO): membrane
Molecular function (GO): transmembrane signaling receptor activity; extracellular ligand-gated monoatomic ion channel activity
Source: RefSeq, a predicted model, not a curated record
UAUAUGACUUUCGACUCCGAAAGGAAAAUAGCUCGAUAAGAUCGUUGGCCAGCGAAAUGACUGGCUCGCCAUCAAGAACAUCGCAAACACGCGGUUCAUUCUGAAGCUGAUGACGAUAAAAUCAAGCUCAUCGCGUGUUCAAGACGUGGACGGUGCUCUUUUGAUACGCGAUUCAAUCUUGCGUCCUUACUUUAACAGGAUAUGUCACGGAGCAUGAUUUUAUUUUUAUUUUAUCCCAUCGAACGCUGUCGAUAAACGACGAAAAGAUAUUUCAUUAUAUUAUUCUCCCUUUUAAGGUUGCAUGUUAUAUAUGUACAUCCCUGAAUCGUGUCUAUAUUAUCAAAAUUUUCAAAACUUUCAGAGUUUGAAUAAAAUUAUAAAUAAAUUUUAACAUUCACCAUGAUUUCGAAAUGACUGCUAGCUUAUCAUAUAUCGUUCAUUUAUCAUGAAAUUAAGGCUAAGGGUUAAUUAACCCUCUGUGACCCAAAUAUUUGACACAGGUAAUCCUCGUGUAACACAGUUUCUAUUAUACUUUAAUCUUCCUUUUUUUAAAUAAAUUAAUUAACUGUGUUAAUCGAGGAUUAGCCGUGUUUGUGUAAUUAACAGACUCUAAUGAUUACGAAUCGAAUGCUAUUAGGGGAUAUUAAUUUGAUCGAAUGAAUGGCAAGUCGUUUCUCUUUGAUAGAUCAUCCCUGCAUUGACUAUUCAUAAAUCGAAGAAUGAUGAAGCUUAAGUUGGAAGGGAAAUCAUUCAUAUUUUAGCUCGUCGUAAGACUGAUUGUAAUUAUACAUAGAAAACAAUCACUUUUUCCAUGCAGGAACAUUUCGUAUGGUUUAAAAGGACGACACGGUAUGUAUCGUUCGUUUCAAUGGGACGAUCCUCCUUUGCUUCUAAUCUUCGUUUCAUCUUCCCCUAAUUUCUUCAUUAAUUUCAGUUUUUUAAAUCAUAUACACUCAUACACUCAUUUACUUAAGCGGCUACGAGAUAUAUCUUCCAGUCUAUGAUAGCGAAAAUUAUCUGCGUUUAAUUAGGGAAAAUUAGAAUGUUAUUUGAAGUUAUACCUCGUCUUUUUGUGCUGGACAAACUGACCCGACCGGAAUUUUCGAGUACCCCACACCCCUAGUAUUUCUUGAUAUGGAAAAUUAAUCUCUUGCCUUAUAUUCGACGAGUUGAAUUUUUCUAAUCCUAAUUUCUCUUUUCUAAUCUUAAUAAUUUUCUCCUCGUUACUCGAAAAAUGACCCAUCGCGUGCAGCGGUAAAUCGUAACAAUAUCCAAGAAAGCAAAGAAAUCGUAAGGCAAAGGGUUGAAGUUAGAUUGAUACGAGGUUUAGCCAACGAGUCGGAUUAUUAGCUGACUCGUACUACUUGCGUGUAAUGUAUUCAUGAAAGCGAAAGUGAAUGAAUUGAAUGAACGUACGAGAUACCACUUUCGUGACACGAAAUCGAUCAAGAAUCUUGAAUAAUUAAGCAUCGUUUUAUGAACGAGAAUCUUUAUGUCGUUGUACGUUUACUUUUUUAUAAGAGAGAACGCUGUUGAACAAUGAACUCUGAAGGAGGAGAGAGAAUUGAACUAUUCCUCUGAUAUCAAACAACCACUAUAUUAAACCUUAAAAACAAUCCUCUAAAAUGAACCAUCUGACUAUUGGUUAUCAAUCAUUUUUUUUAUUUUUUUUAUUUUUGCUUUUAAUCAAAAUUUAAUCCUCGAAGAACGAUUAAGCUGGGUGAAAAGUGAUCCAAUAUUAUCUGAAUGAGGGUUGAACAGGAGUCUUAUGGAACACCCUAAGUAAAUUCUCUAUAAAUGUAUGGCGAUUGCCGUGUAAACAAUAUAUUAUGCAUUUUUUAAAUCGAUCAAUUUUAUAAUAAAUAGAAGAAAAGCAAGAGUCGAAAGAAAUGGAUAGGUGCAAUUUUCUAAUUAACUUGGAGAAAGUAACGCGCUGCCAGGAUCUUAAGGAUUCGUCAUCAAAGAUGAGAAAUUAUUUAAAAUAAUAAUAAUUAAGAAAUGAAAGUUUGGAAGCACUUGCCUUUAACUUGCCCCUUCCAAGUAGAAAAGAAACAGGACGACGUCGAUGUGUGGACAAAUCCAGCUGGGAAAGAUGAAACUGUGAGCCAAGAUGCAUGCGUUGUCCACUGCAAUGAAUACUCUGUACAGUUAACAUUCCGGGAACAAUGGCUGGAUGAACGGCUACGUUUUGUUGAUACCACAGGUCGUCUGAAAUAUUUAACUUUAACGGAUGCGAGUCGCGUUUGGAUGCCAGAUUUGUUCUUUUCAAAUGAGAAAGAGGGUCAUUUUCAUAACAUUAUUAUGCCGAACGUGUACAUUCGUAUUUUCCCAAAUGGUUCUGUUCUAUACAGUAUACGAAUAUCAUUGACGUUAUCGUGUCCUAUGAAUUUAAAAUUAUACCCCCUGGAUCGGCAAACAUGUUCCCUACGUAUGGCAAGUUAUGGUUGGACCACUGACGAUUUAGUUUUCAUAUGGAAAGAGGGAGACCCCGUACAAGUUGUUAAGAACUUACACCUGCCUCGGUUCACAUUGGAAAAAUUUCUUACCGAUUAUUGUAACAGCAAAACAAAUACUGGAGAGUACAGCUGUCUCAAAGUAGACUUGCUGUUCAAGAGGGAAUUCAGUUACUACCUUAUCCAAAUUUAUAUCCCUUGCUGCAUGCUUGUCAUUGUAUCCUGGGUAUCGUUCUGGCUCGAUCAGAGUGCCGUACCAGCUCGAGUCUCGUUAGGUGUAACAACUCUGUUGACGAUGGCUACGCAGACGUCAGGAAUAAAUGCCUCACUGCCGCCAGUGUCUUAUACAAAGGCUAUCGAUGUUUGGACAGGCGUGUGCUUGACUUUCGUGUUCGGCGCUCUCCUCGAAUUUGCCCUAGUAAAUUAUGCGUCGCGAAGCGAUAUGCACAGCGAUAAUAUAGAGAAAAAAUAUCCACCGUCUGAAACGGAGCAAUCAUCGUCGAUCGAUCCAUCUUCUGAUCAAAUCGAACCAGAUAAUUCGUCGAAUUUUGCUAUGACCGGAUAUGAUGGACCACUUCAACAUUCUCUACAGAAACCUCUGGUCCGCCAGCCGGAGGAUACCAUGUCGGUGGAUAGGAUGCAGCACUGCGAAUUACAUAUGCAACCACGAAAAAAAAACUGCUGCAGGUCGUGGCUGUCCAAGUUCCCGACGAGGUCCAAGCGCAUCGACGUCAUCUCACGGAUCUUCUUCCCUAUCGUAUUCGCUAUAUUCAACCUCGCGUACUGGUCCACGUACCUGUUUCGGAAGGAGGAGGAGGACGAGUAAAUGUCGACGAGGAAGCGCUCGGAUCAUCAAGGAACGUGGCUCGCGGCCAUUCCCAUCAUGCUCACACGAAACAUCGUACGCGUCCACGUCAACAACAGUACCAUUGUCGACAAUAUUAUCACUAUCACCAACAUCAACAUCAACAUCAGCAUCAACAUCAGGCAAAUCUGCAACAGACCGGUGUGCAACAACAUCCGCCUCAGCAACAACCACCACCGCCCCCGCCGGCUCAGCAUCAACCGUUACCAACGCGACGGCAUCACCAUCAUCGUUAUCGUGGCCGACACCCACAGCCGAGGUCGGCCUCGUUCUCGUCGUUGCACAACGCCCAGGGUAGCGGUCGAUAUUCGCCGAGAAGCUCUCAACACACCUGCAGACGCCCUGCGAGAUCCUCACCCUCGCCGUCACCCACGCCAUCGCCUUCGCCCACCACCUCUCGCAGAGCGACACCCUCGCCACCGGCGGUUGCCGCGCAACAAACCAUACCACCGCAAAACUUUCGCCGUUUUCAACGACCAUCGCUUCCACGUAUCGAGAGAUGCUGUUCAGCCGUUCUACCGAAUAAAUGGUUCAAUUGUCGAGCUAAGGGUACAGCGAGGAUCGAUUACGUAUCGCGUAUCGCUUUUCCCGCCACCUUUAUCCUAUUCAAUCUUGGAUAUUGGUCCACCUACUUGUUCCAAAGCGGUGAGAACAAGGAUAUGAACAAGUAGAACGUUUGUCUAUUUCCGUGCGACUGUAAUCAAUCCCUGAUCGAUCGUUCUCUGUAUCUUGGAUCAUUUUCUAACGUAUAUUGUAAGCGCAUCGCGUCUGUGUAAUUGAAUCGGUGGCUCGAGAAAGGGUACAAGUUUAAAAGAUACAUUUUUUCAGAGAUAUUUGGAUAGAUAGCUUUGGCUGUUACAAUUUCAUUCGAACGAGCUACGGUUAAAUAUUUUGUUUGGAAAUUUUUUUUCCGAUUCAAUUGCCAGAUGUACGGAAGGGAAUGAAGGAUAGAUAGCGAUAUAGGGAACAUCUUCGUUUAGUGCUUUCUAUGCUUGUUUAACCCUUGUACGGGCAACCGAAUAUGAUUGUAGCUUUAAUGCAUCUGGUCCUUUUGCAUAAAUUCUUUAUUUUGAAAACGUGAGAACAAAGAAAAUUGUCAGAAAGAAGUAUAGAAGUGGGUACCAGGUUGCCCGUGCAAGGGUUAACACGUUGAAUGCCAUGAACUUAAUACAGUCGAGUAAUUGAAAGAAGGAUUUUUAAUAACAUUAAUAUUAUAAUGGUAACGGAAAGUAGGGAAGGAAAAAUUUCAAUUGAAAAAAUGUUUAAAUUUAUCGUACUAUAAACGGUCAUUUCCAUAGUGGCAAUCAACGUGUUAACGAUUAACGAAAGAACAAAGUGUACUUGAACGGAAGGACUCUUCGAUAAUCCGUGCCUGAAGUUCGAUGACCAUAUAUUAAAAGACCAAGGAAAGCGCAACGAAAUAACAACGCUCGGUACGGUAGGAAGUAGUGUCGGCGAAUCUAUAAAUAUAUAUAUGUACGUAUGUAUACAUACAACAUUCGAAAACGGUGUAAGGGUUUUAAAUCUUAAUCGCGAACGUACACAUACAUUAAACACACGUUACACACACACACACACACGCGUACACACCUGUAACAUAUUCGGAAGACCGCGUGCCACAGGAUAAAAAUCAAUGUAGUGGGCCCUGUAUAGCCACGGCCUGUUAACCAGAACUACGUGCGAAUAAAUUUAUAAAUAAUAUACUUAAUAUAAUUGACAAGUAAAUCGUUAAAUGAAACAAUGAUUCCUGUGUAUAAAAAAAAAAAAAAAAAUCCUCAGUCUAACAGAGUUAAAAAAAAAAAAAAAAAAGAACGAGUCAGUGUUAAACGUUCGUUCAGUGCGACGAUUAACAUUGACUCGUGAUAUAAAUAAAGAGAAACGGAGGUGACAUUCUCGAGGGGACAAUUAGUCGAUAUUAAGAGAAAUCGCAUUAUCACGAGACGUACAGUUUAGAUUAUUAAUUAAUAUCGAGCGAGCGGUAGUGAUAAACACGAAACGAGAAUUUACGUUACCCUCCCUUUUAUUGCGAGACCUCGUUUUAAAUCGGGAUCUCCUAAAGUAUUGCUCAUUGACCAGUCGAGACUGAGGAUAUUGUUCAAUGUGAAAUAUAUAGGUGGAAGGAAAACAGAUAAAAAAAAAAAGAAAAAAAGAAAAAAAAUAUUAAAAAAUGGACUGAACGAGUGGAUCGAACGAAAGAACGAUUCACCGAAACGGAACAUAGAAACUAUUUCCAAACAAGUGUAUUUGCAAGUGUUGUCGAUACCCUUGAAAAAAGAAAAAAAAAGUGUGUUGCAAGUAAAAGCAGAGCUUACUCGCUCGUGAAAUUUACGUAAACUAAUUUGUGUAUCCAAAUUAGAGUUUUGAAACUUUUACAGUCAGAUUUAAAAAUUUACUUGGCGGACAGAUUUCGCGCCAACGCGUUGGAGCGUCAAAGGCGCAUGCGCGAGGUUUGAACAUGUCACGUGCUCAGUCAGUGAAAUUUCUAUUGGCAAGUUAGUUUGUGAAAAUUUUAUGAGCAUGUAAACCCAGUUUAAAUACGAAAAGAUUUAAGAAAUAAAAGAAAAUGAUUUAAUUUCUCCGUGCGUGCUCGUUUAGUUGUCGAUUAGGUUAUCGGUUGCGCGGACCCGCUGCAUACGGAAACAAAAAAAAAAAAAAAAA